CGCCCACCUCACGGCCGCGCCCUACGUGGCGCUGCACGCCGCGCAUCUGGAGCUCACAGCCGACUACCACGAAGCACUUGCAACGUACGAGAAAAGCAUCAUAACAGAAAACGUUGAUGAUAUCAAAGUAAAAGAGCACAACGCUAAAUGCGAGGCAGGAAUCGCGCGGAUGUCCAUCCGGUGUGGUGACGUCAUGAGGGGCGUUACCCUCGCCAUGAAGUACUCCGCCAACAUUGACCUGCUCAGAGAUUGUGCACAGCUGCUCGAAGAAGAGAAACAGUACAGCCAUGCAGCAGCUCUCUAUGACCACGCUGGCAACACCGACAAAGCAGCAUCUCUAUACAUUAAAUUGAAGUCGUGGCUAAAAGUGGAAGCUCUCAUACCGAAGAUUAACUCACCCAGCGUACAUCUUCAGUAUGCUAAAGCUAAAGAGGCAGAAGGAAGAUACCAAGACGCGCUCAAAUCUUACCUAAAGGCACAAGACUAUGAAUCGGCGGUGCGUAUCAACUUGGAGAAACUGGAUGAUAUAGAUGAGGCGGUACAACUAGUUCAGGAGUCUAAGUCUGUCCAGGGUGCAAAAAUGGUCGCUAAUUACUUUCAAAACAGUGACGAUCCUACAUCGGCUAUCAAGUUCCUAGUAAUGUCACUUUGCUUCGACGAAGCCUUCCAAUUAGCGAGAAAGAAUGGCAAACUGGAUUUGUACGGAGACAUAUUGAUACAGACAUCCCAAGUCAGACCAGAGGAUUUUAAAAGUUUGGCGUUGCAUUUCGAGGGGGAGAAAAACCAUUUAUAUGCUGGCAAGUUUUAUUUUCAUUCAGGAGAUUAUAACAAGGCGAUGUCGCAUUUGUUAAAGUCUGGAGGCACCGAGGAGGAAGAAAACGAAGCGAUUACCAUUGCAAUUGACACGGCUGCUGCUAGUGAUGAUGAGAAGUUGUCCAGGAGGUUGAUCGAGUUCCUCCUGGGUGAGACAGAUGGCAACCCGCGCGAUCCACGUCACCUGUUCAGACUGUAUAUGGCCAAGAAACAGUUCACCGAGGCAGCUAAAACUGCGGUAAUAAUAUCAGUUUCGGAGAUGAGUGGUGGGCGUUACCGAGCGGCGCGGGACGUGGCUCGCGGACUGUGUGCGGCGCUACGUGCGCGCUCUCUGCCCGUACCGCGGGACUUGCGCCGCACUGUGGCGGUGUUGCACGCGUAUAUACUGGUCCGCACCCACGUACGCAAUGGACGCCACGAUCUCGCCGCCCGCCUGCUGUUACGCACCGCUAGCGACGUCUCGUUCUUCCCCACACAACAACAUCAAGUGUCGAUCCUGACAUCGACGGUGAUAGAGUGUGGGCGCGCCGGUCUGAAGCACCAAGCAUACCACUGGGCCAGGGUGCUCAUGCAGCCGGAGUACAGGUCCCAGAUAGACAGUAAAUACACCAAGAAGAUUGAGUCAGUAGUCCGUCACACGCCGCGCGGCGCCCCCGCCCCCGAGCCGAGUACGCCGUGCGCGGCGUGCGGCGCACAGCUGGCCGCCCACGAGCUGCGGUGCACACACUGUGAGACGGAGCUGCCUUUCUGUAUCGCUACGGGCUUGCAUAUCGUGAAGGAAGACCUCACCGCAUGCCCCGAGUGUGACUUCCCCGCCAUUAUGACGGAGCUUGUCGAAGUUCUGCGGGAAGAGGGCAAGUGUCCGAUGUGUGGUGAGAGCGUAGACUAUCGGCGAUUGGUCAAGAUUGAUGACGUCACUCCAUACAUGGAUCUCCACACCGGUGAUUAGCAGCUUUACAGCAAAAAAGUGUCAUUAUUGUCUGUCAAAUUGAUGUUGAUAAUCGUGACAGUUGACUGUAGAGACGGGGCAGUGUAUCUAUUAGAUUAUUAUUCUCAUAAAACUUGCAUUUCUAUGCUGUAUGGAAUUGAAAUUUUGAACAAUUUCCUAUCUAUUGAAUAAAUAAUAAAUUAUUCAAACGAUCAUAAAAGCCCGUCCACGAUAACAAUUUUGCCUCGUGCAUUUCGAGCACGACAAACAAGCUAGAGCUACAAAGCGCAGGUCCCGGCCACACAUGGAGUAUUACUGUCAUCUCUGGUCUGGCGCUUCCUAGUUUCAGCCUAAUUUCCAAUAUGUGUGUAAGUACCACGGACGAGUAAAAUAAGAAGGACUCCGUGUCACCUUACAUAACAGUGAGGCAACAAAACAAGCCGGUAAACGUGUAAAUACAUAGCCCCACGCAUACACUUACACUAAUACAAGCCGUUCGGCCGCCAUUAUGAGAUUUGCCAUCGUCUGUGACAGAUCAGUUUGCGUCGCAAUAAAAUAUUUUAGAAAAUGCCGUCGUGCGUUGUGAAAAAGUGUAAAAAUAAUACUAUAAAAGUAUUUGUGGAUAUAUGAUUAUUUAAGGAAGAAAAUAUUGUGUAUCUGGUAUACCCCGUACCCGCACACACACUAACAUAAAGGUGCUUCACUUGCUAAUAUCACGGCGCGGUGUCCUUCUUUUUUUACUAGUCCGUGGUAAGUACUAGAAUUCUGUGGGAAAUUUGUAGUUGUGUAAAAUUUUAUUUUUGUUUGAUAUUUAACAAAUUGAACUGUGAUGAUGUCCGUCCGUAUAUUUAAGCUUAUUAAUUGUUAGUUUAUAAGAAGUUUUAAACAUUUGCAUUUCUACUUUAACGCGGUAUGAUGAAUGAAUAUGUUCGCAGAAGUUAAGUACUGGUUGUUUUUGCGUUUAAAUUAUGUAAAAUAGCAAAAAUAUUCUUGGUAGAACAAAUUCAGUGCAUCACUGAAAUUAAUAUCUUGGAUAUAUAUGUUGAUGAGAUUCCACAACAUUGUUGGCAUUACAUCUUAUUAAACAAAAUAAUAAUUCUGUUUAAUAAGAUUUGUUAAGUGGAGUCCAAUAUGAUAUUUUACUUAAGGUUAAUAAAAUAAGUUUAAUAAAAUACAAUACUUUCAAUUGUAAGCAUUCCAAUAAAAAUACAAUUAAUUUACUCUAUAGUAUAUUAUAUACUUUAAUAUUUAUGUACUUACAAGAGUUAAUAUUUAUUUUCUUAAACCUGCAUAAGGCUGCAUUUCAUAUACUACGUUAUUUUUAUAUUUAUCUUUAAUAUUUGUAAAGUGGAGGGUAGUUGUGAAAAAUAAAAACAAAAACUAGUGAUGAAA
Molecule: messenger RNA, 3133 nt
Organism: Leptidea sinapis
Lineage: Eukaryota; Metazoa; Arthropoda; Insecta; Lepidoptera; Pieridae
Gene: Oseg6
Product: WD repeat-containing protein 19
Exons: 9
Coding region: 170-1762 (530 amino acids)
Biological process (GO): cilium assembly; intraciliary retrograde transport
Cellular component (GO): cilium; intraciliary transport particle A
Molecular function (GO): protein binding
Source: RefSeq, a predicted model, not a curated record